CAGAGGAGAGAAGCAUUGAGACACAAAGAGACUUCUCUUCUCAACCCAACCGAAACCCGACUCCUGACACCAUGGUUUGCUGUGCUCCCCUCUGCUGCAGCGUCCCCACCGGCCCUGCCACUACCAUCUGCUCCUCUGACAAAUUCUGCCGGUGUGGAGUCUGCCUGCCCAGCACCUGCCCUCACGAGAUCAGCCUCCUUCAACCCACCUGCUGCGACCUUAGCCGCCCACCUUGCUGUGAGCCUGACACCUACGUGCCAACUUGCUGGCUGCUCAACUCCAGAUACCCAACUCCUGGACUGAGUGGGAUCAACCUGACGACCUACGUUCAGCCUGGCUGUGACAAUUUCUGUCAGCCCUCCUGUUAAGGGGCCACGUCCUUGCACAGGUUCAGCGACGUGCUGCUCAACAUCCUACGGGGCAUCCGGCCUUCAACACUGGCUCCUACCUACAUCAGGCUAAAUCCAUCCCAAUUCCCAGGGCCGUGUUUUCAUGAAUUUGCCCAACUUCUUCUUUCUUUCCUCCUUUGGGGAGGGUUGGAGACCUUCUUUCUGUCUUUUAGGCUAUUUCACUGCUCUUUGAGAAAUAACCAUUUUGACUAUUCAUUAAUAAACUUCAUUCUGGCUUAGCAAAUA
Molecule: messenger RNA, 635 nt
Organism: Ceratotherium simum simum (southern white rhinoceros)
Lineage: Eukaryota; Metazoa; Chordata; Mammalia; Perissodactyla; Rhinocerotidae
Source: RefSeq, a predicted model, not a curated record